GAUCAUGACCCCUGAUACAUGCGCGUUCAUGACGCAACGGCACAUGUACGCGCAUCAACCGCUCCUCCGAACAGUCAGCACUUGGCUGCUGUCGAGUCGAGGCGGAGAUGGAGUGGUCGACGGAAGAACUUCUCCUGAAGCUGGAGGAGGCUGGGAUAAAUUUGACGAAUGAAGAAGCCCAGAGAUUUAGAGACAAUGAUGUGGAUGGGGAGACUGUGGAGUGUGGUUUGACGGAUAGCAUGGUGUCCUACCUUUUUUCUGGGUCUUUUAAAAAACAAGCAAAAUUUAACAGAUUCAUUCGGGAGCAGAAAGAAGUGGUGACAUUAACACUGGAACCAGUUCCCGAAGAACUGUAUUUACAGCCUUUCAUAGAAGAAGGGUAUCCUACUAAUGCUGAAUAUGUCCAGGUUGUUCAGACUCUUAUUGCUAAGUACCCCUUUCUUAAGGAUCUGGAGGGAAAUGGCUAUCACACCUGGCAUCAGUCCUUGAAAAGAAAAUUCAAAGCAGAGCGGGCACCUUUGGUUCACCAAGAUGAGGUGAGAAGAGUCAAAGAAAAGUUUGGCCACAAAAGAAAGAAGUCUACGCCGACGGAUGCUGCAGAAAAAUGGCACAGAUUUGUGUCAGGGCUAUGGGAAGAGGUCGAUAGGCUUCAUCCAUCCUCUGUAGAGCUGUGCCGUCGCUGGAGAGAGGGCUUCACCGGCAUUGUUCCCAACGUGAUGAAGCUGGUCGGAGAAAGAUCCCCACUGCCAAAAAUGUAUCGUGAGGCUAGGGAGGAACUGCUGGCAGAGGAGCUCCCAGGUAUUCUAUUGUUUUACGUGUCAUCUCUCCGCUAAAGCUACAGUUGGUAAGUUGAAGAAAGUGAAAGUAAACUCCGUGACUUGGUCAGAAAUUUCAAGACAAUACA
Molecule: messenger RNA, 904 nt
Organism: Epinephelus moara (kelp grouper)
Lineage: Eukaryota; Metazoa; Chordata; Actinopteri; Perciformes; Serranidae
Product: sterile alpha motif domain-containing protein 3-like
Exons: 5
Coding region: 108-833 (241 amino acids)
Source: RefSeq, a predicted model, not a curated record